AUGAAGCAGAACGAGACUGGCCGUGGAAACUGUUGUGGAAACAAUCUAAUACAUUCUCCCAGUGCUACUCCAGACGGAAUAUUAUGCAUUUCAUUCGUUGUUGGACUGUACAUAAUGUGGAUAGUAUUCUACUUCUCCGGCCUGGUUGCUUAUGCUGUUUAUAAAGACUGUGACCCACUCACAUCAGGAAGGAUAGAGAAACCUGAUCAGAUCGUUCCAUACCUCGUGAUGAACAGAUUGGCUCACCUGACUGGAAUUCCUGGCAUUUUUGUGGCUGCGGUGUACGGUGGCGUCCUCAGUUCUUUGUCAACUUGUGGAAAUUCUGUGGCCUGUCUGAUCUGGGAAGACUUCUUGAAGGACCUGCCUUAUUUCCGGAGACUGAGCAGCACAAAAGCAACACUUGUCGUCAAAUUCCUCUCCGCAAUAGCUGGCGUGGGCCCGGCAUCCUCCUUGGGGACACUGGCUGGGGGAAACCCGGGCCAAAAAGUUUUCCAUGGGGCUGUGGCGGGUUUCGUCACGGCUUUCGUUUACAACAUAUGGCUGGUGAUUGGCAAGUUUGUACGUGGUGGAGGAUCACCACCACGAUUACCCUUGUCCACCUCGGGAUGUCCGGAGAACCUGGCAAACAAUACUAACUCUACCCUCGUGACUCUGCUUACCAGAGCAUCAAGCAGCGCUCUGCUUCCCAACCUUACUACUACUCCUCGAUCAACACACAAGACCAUGUAUGAUAUCUCGUACUGCUACAGCGGCGUCACUGGCAUCAUCAUCACUCUGGUCAUCAGCAGUUUAGUCUCCCUCUGCACAGGUCCCCUCAGCCCAAAAGCUCUAGACGACAACGUUGUCAAUCCAUCUUGUGCACGAUUCUAUCACUGGAUGUGGCGGAGAUUCAGUAAGUGCGAUGACGAUGAAGACUACACCACAACACCAGAACACUGACGCUGACGCUGUGCCACUUAGUGUGCUGCUCGACAAGAACACUGACACUGCAACACUUUCUGUGGUGCCAAACCUCCAUCCACACGAAAUUAAUAAUUUUGUUAGUAGUGCUCACCAGUAACUUGAGAGUUAUGGUAGUGUUUUAGGUAU
Messenger RNA from Cherax quadricarinatus, 1089 nucleotides. NCBI's taxonomy places the organism in Eukaryota, Metazoa, Arthropoda, Malacostraca, Decapoda, Parastacidae. The record is from RefSeq and is a predicted model, not a curated record.